This is a messenger RNA of Diabrotica balteata, 3105 nucleotides long. Lineage: Eukaryota; Metazoa; Arthropoda; Insecta; Coleoptera; Chrysomelidae. The record is from the annotation of a GenBank genome assembly.
AGAAAACCGUUGCUUUUACGACACAGUCGCAGAUUCAAUGCACAAAUCAAUAAAUUUGCGGUAAAUUAGGAUUGAUUUUUAGUUACAAGAAGAGAAUGGGGUGAUUUGAUUUUUGAAAAAAUAUACCGGUUUGUCAGCAUGUUGCAGAAAUUAAUAUAUGUUUCUUUAAUAUCCUCUAUACUGCUUUAUGUAUCAGCAGUAGAUAAAAAUAAUUUUAAAACUUGUGAACAAAGCAGUUUUUGCAGGCGAUUAAGAAGCGUUAAACCCGGCGAAAGCAAGUAUGAAUUAGAUCUAGGAUCAUUAGAAAUCACCGACAAUUCUUUGGAGUCAAAACUUUUAAACGCUGAAUCUGGAAUUCUUUUCAAAUUUUCGCUAACUGCUAUUAGUGGAAACAUCUUUAGGCUGCAAGUUGAUGAAGCUUCUCCUUUGUAUCCGAGAUAUAGACCUCAAUUUGCCUUAAAUGGUGAGCCUCAAGUAGCCAAAUUGAAACUACUUGAAAGGAACAAAGAAUAUGUUUCAAUUGAAUAUAACAACAACAAAGUCAUAGUUCAUGCUAGACCGUUCAAAAUUGAAUUCUUUGAUAAAGAUGAGCUCAUCAGUGUUGUUAAUGGAAGAGGUCUGUUUAAAUUUGAACACUACAGGAAGAAAUCAGGAGAGAAUAACGAAGUAAGACAAGAAGUAGCUGAAGAUCCAGGAAGUUGGGAAGAAAACUUCAAAAGUCACCAUGACAGCAAACCAAAAGGUCCUUCAGCUGUUGGAUUGGAUAUCAGUUUUCCAGGUGCCUUAAGGGUUUAUGGAUUACCUGAACAUGCUGAUAGAGUUUCUUUACGAACAACUGGAUCUGGAGGAGUAGAUCCAUAUCGUCUAUACAACUUGGAUGUGUUUGAAUAUGAAUUAGAUUCUACAAUGGCCAUUUAUGGAUCAAUUCCAGUUGUCUAUGCUCAUUCUCCUAAACGAACAAUUGGCGCUUUCUGGCACAAUGCUGCAGAAACAUGGGUUGAUAUCAAUAACAGUAGGGACAGAAAUGUUAUGUCUUCAAUAGUAAACUUAGUAUCAGGCAGUAAAUCUGAAAAUAAUGUGGAUGUACACUUCAUGAGUGAAUCGGGUGUAGCUGAUCUUUUCAUUUUGUUGGGUCCGACACCUAAGGCUGCUGUCAAACAAUAUGGCUCCCUCACUGGCGUGCAUCCGUUACCUCAAUACUACACUUUGGCAUACCACCAAUGCCGAUGGAACUACAAUGAUGAAGAUGAUGUUAUCACAGUUGUUAAAAAUUUUGAUGAAAAUGACAUGCCUCUUGACUAUAUGUGGUUGGAUAUCGAGUAUCCAGAGAGAAAGAAGUAUUUCACAUGGGAUCCCCAUAAGUUUCCACACCCAGACGAAAUGAUAAAGAAUUUAACAGCAACUGGUAGGAAACUGAUCGUCAUUAUUGAUCCACACUACAAGAGAGAAGCAGGAUACUUUGUUCACGAAGACUGUCUAGCAAACGACUAUUACGUAAAAACAAAAGACGACAACGUAUAUGAAGGAUGGUGUUGGCCAGGAUCGAGUAGCUAUAUCGAUUUCUAUAAACCAGAAGCUGCUGAGUACUACAAAAACUUGUACAAAUUAGAAAACUUUAAAGGAACCAGCCACGACGUUUACAUCUGGAACGAUAUGAACGAACCUUCUGUCUUCAACGGACCUGAGAUAACCAUGCCCAAGGAUACUAAACAUCAUGGUGGGUGGGAGCACAGAGAUAUUCACAACGAAUAUGCCUUAGCACAUACAUAUGCUACAUUCCAAGGACUUCUCCAACGUACACCAAAUCGUCGUCCAUUCAUCCUCACUAGAGGACACUUUGCCGGAUCCCAACGUUACACAGCAAUGUGGACUGGAGACAACGCCGCUGAAUGGUCUCACUUAGCUAUCAGCUACCCGAUGUGUCUGAGUGAAGCUCUAGGUGGCAUGAGUUUCUGUGGUGCCGAUGUCGGAGGUUACUUCCACAAUCCUGAUACGGAGUUAUUGCAAAGAUGGUAUCAAGCUGCUGUAUGGUUACCGUUCUUCAGGGCACACGCACAUAUCGAUGCUAGAAGGAGAGAACCAUAUCUUUUCUCUGAUGAUGUCAAGAACAGGAUUAGAACUGCUUUAAGGCUCAGAUAUGCUCACUUACCGCUCUUCUACACCCUGUUUUGGCAACAUGAAACAGAGGGAGAGCCUGUGAUCAGACCUCUCUUCUACCAAUAUCCAAAGGAUGAAAACGUGCUCGAUAUUGACAACGAACUUCUUGUAGGGGAUUCAGUCCUUGCCGCAAUGAUCGCAGAACCGGGAGCUUCGAGCGUAAGCAUUUACUUACCAGGAGGUGCUAAUGAAUACUGGUAUGACAUUGAAGACUUCAAAUUGUACCAAGGAACCGGAAAUUACAACAUUCCAGUAACAUUAGACAAGAGUUUAGCGUUUUACAGAGGUGGUAGUAUUAUACCAAGGAAGGAUAGGCCGAGAAGAGCAUCUACUUUGAUGAAAAACGAUCCGUUUACCCUAUACAUAGCUUUAGAUUCUAACAAAAAGGCUAGUGGGUACCUUUAUGUAGAUGAUAAUGAAAGUUUUGAGUACAAAAACAAGAAAUAUUUGUAUUUGCACUUUAGUUUCGAGGAUAAUACUUUUAACAGCGUUUUAGUGGAUAAUACUGAUUACCCAACCAAAGAAUGGGUGGAGAGACUUGUCAUCUUAGGCCCUCCCAAGGGUAUUAAGGGGGCAAAGCUAACUAGCAAAAGUCUCGGCACUGUAGAGCUAACUACUUCGUACACUCAUGAGGAUAGAGUUUUGGUGGUUAGAAAACCAGGAGUUAACAUUAGAGAGAAAUUUACUGUUGAAUUAUAUUAAUCUAUAUUAAAGGGAUUCUUUUGCUUCCCUAGGAAGAAUAGUUUUGAAGUAUUAUAAUAAAUUGUGAUGAAAAAUAAAUUAUUAAUCGUUAAUUUUAAGUUUAUAUUUUUAGAGAAAUUUACUAUUAAAUUAUAUUUAAAACACUCUUUUUGUACAUUAUCUUGCUUCCUUAGGAAGUCUAGUUUUGAAGUAUAUUUUAGUGACAAUUAUUAUGAGUUCCGAUCAAAAAUAAAUUACUAACUGUUC